AUGAUGUCUCGAGGAGGGUUGCUGCCCCUGGGGCACCACGCGGGGCUGCCUGCCAUGGGCCCUCUCGCCGUGGGGCCCCUAGGUGGCCUCGGCAGCCUCGGCCACGGACUGUUCCACCACCGCCUGGACGAAGACUACGAAGGACCCACCACGCCGCCACUCUCCACCAUGACCACCCUGGAAGACCUCGCCCUGCACUACCGCUACAGCCUGUACCCGUACCUGCCGCAACUGCCGCCGCCAGGACUGCCCCUGCCGUCCGGCCUGCCCCCCACGAUGAUGCCCCUGGGGCCGGCGCUGGCGCCGGGGCUGGGCUCGGGGAUGCGCUACGAGCCGCUGUCGCUGAUGACCACCGCGACGCCACCCCCGCUGGACCUGUCCGUCAAGACGACGACGCCGGCGACGCCUAUCACGCCACCAUCGACGCCGUCGCCGGCGUCGCCGUCCAGUCGGAAGCGCCUGCACGAGUCCGUGACCCCCGUCAAGCUGGAGCCGAGCAACAACAACGACGACAGCGCCGUGAACCACAACGUGCACAACGUGCACAACGUGUCUGUCGCCGGCCUGCCGCCCUCCAAGCGGCCGCCCUCCGCCGCCAAGCCCACCGCCACCGUCGCGCCCGCCAAGAAGAUGAAGGCCGUCCGCAAGCUCAACUUCGACGAGGACAAGAGCUCGCCCGUCUCGGGCACCAUCAUCCGGGACAUCGGCGAGGUCCUGGACAGCGAGCUGGUGGUGCGGAAGGGCGACAUCGACCCGGCCUUCAACGUGGUGGAGGUGACCGAGGAGGCCAAGGCGGAGAUCGCCGCCAUCGAGAACAAGAUCGGCGACUACGUGUGCCGGCUGUGCCGCGAGCUCUACGACGACGCCUUCGCCCUGGCGCAGCACCGCUGUUCCUGCAUCGUCCACGUGGAGUACCGCUGCCCCGAGUGCGACAAGGUGUUCAACUGCCCCGCCAACCUGGCGUCGCACCGGCGCUGGCACAAGCCCAAGCAGACCGCGGCGCCCUCCUUGGCCGACUCGAAGCAGGCCAGCAAGCUGGACGAGCAGGAGCAGCCCGACGCCAAGGAGGCCGACGCCAGCCUCCCGCAGAUCCCGUGCCCGGUUUGCAACAAGCGGUUUCGGCGGCAGGCGUACCUCCGUAAGCACCUGGCCACCCACUCCAGCUCGGUACCCGGCUUCAGCACCCUGGAAAACAACAUUAUGGGCAUGAACAUGUCCAUGGACAUGCCCCUGCAGCUGACGGCCGCCAACUGACAUCCGCUGGGAGGGCCUGGCGUCCCAGCCACGCCCUCCUCCACGGUGUCCUCAUCGAGUCCCUUGACGAGCCCGUUGACCAGCCCGGGGGCCAUCCCGCUGCCCUUCCACCACCA
This is a messenger RNA of Thrips palmi, 1370 nucleotides long. Its product is annotated as insulinoma-associated protein 1a-like. Bases 1 to 1254 code for a protein of 417 amino acids. Gene Ontology annotation, molecular function: RNA polymerase II cis-regulatory region sequence-specific DNA binding; DNA-binding transcription repressor activity, RNA polymerase II-specific. The transcript has a single exon. The record is from RefSeq and is a predicted model, not a curated record. Gene Ontology annotation, cellular component: transcription repressor complex; nucleus. Gene Ontology annotation, biological process: negative regulation of transcription by RNA polymerase II; regulation of cell cycle process; neuron differentiation. NCBI's taxonomy places the organism in Eukaryota, Metazoa, Arthropoda, Insecta, Thysanoptera, Thripidae.